ACAGCAAAUGCAGUUGUUACAAGCAGCACCAACACCAGCGCAUCCUCAUUUGCAUAUGACGCCACAAACGUAUACAACGGCUACGUAUCCAGCAACAGCUGCUGCUGCAGCAGCCGCUGCCACUAUGCUGCAUCAACAGCAGCAGCAACAACAACAGCAGCAGCAUCAAUUCCAGAUGCAACAAUUCUAUGCUGCUCAACAACAACAACAGCAGCAACAGGCUGCUGUGGCCCAACAACAACAGCAGCAGCAGCAGCAACAACAACAGCAGCAACAAUUACAAAUGCUGCAAACUUAUAUGCAAAUGACAAUGAAUAAUGCCACCUCGCCCACUACGCCCACCAAAUACAAUUCCAAUCUAUUGGGUCAGGCUACACAGCAGCAACAACCUGCUACAGCGGCCUUCUUCUCUACGGCCGCUGCUACACCCUUGACGAUCAUACCCACCUGUAAUGGCUCGGCAGCUGUGGCAGCCGCUAUGUUUGCAGCAAAUAUGGCUGGUACGACUUCAUCAUCGUCGUCAACAACUACUCCAUCCAAUAAUGUGAGUCCUCACGAAUAUUAUCACAUAAAAAUGCCGCAAAAAUUUCGUGGUAGCGACGAACUUUUAAGUCAAGCAGCAGUUAUGGCGCCCGCUUCGGACAAUAAUAAUCAGGAUUUAGCCACAAAGAAAGCCAAAUUGGACUCAAGCACCGUACUGGGUGGAGUUGGUAAACCCUCAAAAGUUAUACAUUUGCGUAACAUUCCAAAUGAAUCGAGUGAUGCUGAUGUCAUUGCCUUGGGUGUACCUUUUGGCCGUGUCACAAAUGUUCUUAUAUUAAAGGGCAAAAAUCAAGCAUUUUUAGAAAUGGCCGAUGAAGUUUCCGCCACAGCUAUGGUCUCAUGUUAUAACAUUAAUCCGCCACAGAUGCGCGGUCGCAUGGUUUAUGUACAAUUUUCAAAUCAUCGUGAAUUAAAAACGGAUCAAAAUCAUGGCAACGCCAUUGUACCCGCUGAUUAUCGCAUACAAUCACCAGCAUCGGGCUCUCCAUUGCCCCUAACCAAUACCACAAAUACAGAUCUCACAGUGGCCGUUUUAACAAAUAAUACAAAUGCUGUUAAUUCUGUAUCCGGUAAUGCCAAUACCGCCGGUGGUCCCAAUACAGUUUUACGUGUUAUAGUCGAAUCUCAAUUGUAUCCCGUUUCCUUGGAUAUCUUACAUCAAAUAUUCCAACGUUUCGGCAAAGUUUUAAAAAUUGUUACAUUUACAAAAAAUAAUACAUUCCAGGCGCUCAUACAAUAUCCCGAUGCCCAUUCGGCUCAACAUGCUAAAACUAUUUUGGAUGGUCAAAAUAUUUAUAAUGGCUGUUGUACGCUACGUAUUGAUAACAGCAAAAUGACUACGCUCAAUGUUAAAUACAAUAAUGAUAAGUCACGCGAUUUUACAAAUCCCUCAUUGCCACCUGGUGAACCGGGUGCCGAUAUUAUGCCCACCGCUGGCGGUUUAGUAAAUGCCAAUGAUUUACUAUUGAUAGCGGCCCGUCAAAGGCCCUCAUUAACAGGUGAUAAAAUAGUAAAUGGUUUAGGAGCACCCGGUGUGUUGCCACCAUUUGCUUUGGGCAUAGGUACUCCCUUGGCUGGAGGCUAUAGCAGUGGUAUACCCAAUUUGGGUGCAUUUGCUCUUGCCAAUAGUGGUGCUUUACAAACAGCCACCCCUGCUUUGCGUGGUUUCUCAAAUGUCUUGCUUGUUUCGAAUUUAAAUGAAGAGAUGGUCACGCCUGAUGCUCUAUUUACCCUCUUUGGUGUUUAUGGCGAUGUGCAACGUGUAAAGAUUUUAUAUAAUAAAAAGGAUUCAGCUCUUAUACAAAUGGCCGAACCACAGCAAGCUUAUUUGGCUAUGAAUCAUCUUGACAAAUUACGCUUGUGGGGCAAGGCGAUACGUGUUAUGGCCAGCAAACACCAGGCUGUACAACUGCCAAAAGAAGGACAACCCGAUGCCGGCCUUACACGUGACUACUCUCAGAAUCCAUUGCAUCGAUUCAAGAAACCAGGCAGCAAAAACUAUCAAAACAUCUAUCCGCCAUCGGCGACAUUGCAUUUAAGUAACAUUCCAUCAUCUUGCACUGAGGAAGAUAUAAAAGAAGCCUUUACCACUAAUAAUUUCGAAGUAAAAGCUUUCAAAUUUUUCCCUAAGGAUCGUAAAAUGGCCUUGUUGCAACUGUCCUCUGUUGAAGAAGCCGUUUUGGCUUUAAUUAAAAUGCACAAUCAUCAAUUGUCAGAAUCAAAUCAUUUACGUGUUAGUUUUUCGAAAUCAAAUAUCUGAACCAAUAAUUAUUAUCAUCAAUUUCACCACAACCACCACCACCAACAGCAACAACAACAAUACCACUACAACAACCACCAACAACAACCACACUAUUAUUUAUAUACAACUAAAAAUCUAUUAUUACCCGCAUGAAUCUUUCAAAAAGAGAUUUAAGAUUUAUAAAUAAUAAUUAAAAAUAAAAUUAAUAUAAAAAAAUUAAUAAUUAAAGGCAGCAUAUUUUAUAGUAUAUAAUACUAAAAAACAACAACAACAGUAAACCAACAACAACUACAUACAUACUACAACAACAAAAAGAAAUUAACAAUAAGUUAAGUUAAAACUACAGAGAGAGGAAAUCAAGAAGAGAAGCCAAGUCAAGAAAAAAUCAUAAAAAAUAAGUAAAAGAACAAUUUCUAAAAUUGAUCAAAAAACCCGGCGUUAAGAAAAUUUUUAGUAAUUUUAAGUUUAAAAAAAUAUAUAAAAACAGAAAAUUGUAAAAAUUCAAACAACACAACACAAUAGUUAUUUAAACAACAAACAAAAAGAAAACUAUAGCAUACAAUUUACAUUAAUAAUAAAUUUAAUUAAAAAUUUAACAAGAAAAAACAACUCUUCUUACGCCCCCCCAAGACUCCUCACCCUCAGCAACAACAACAAAAAAUCGUUCCCCCAUUUUUUGAUUAAAACAUAAGUAGGAAUUUUAACAAAACAAGAAGUAUUAGCAAGUAAUGAAAUUAAAAUUUAUUAAAAAAUUUUUCAGUGUAACUUUGUUUUGUUUAAUUUCUUUUUUUUUAUUAAAUUUUAUUCUUACUUUUAUAUUUUAUUUUCACCUAUUUUUUCUUAUAAACUUUUUUAAUCUUUUUUUUAUGCUCAUUUAUUUAACUUUUAAUUAUAUUUUAUAUAAAAAAAAAACUUUUAUUUAAAAGAAAACACACACAACACGUAAAAAAAAUAUAUAAAAAAAUGAAUGUGAACUCUUUCUACUUUUUAAACAAAACUAAAAAUAUCUAUGUAAUAUUAAUCUCUAUCUACUUUUUUUAAAACUAAAAUUU
This is a messenger RNA of Lucilia sericata (common green bottle fly), 3336 nucleotides long. It is a transcript of the gene heph, whose product is annotated as polypyrimidine tract-binding protein 1. Lineage: Eukaryota; Metazoa; Arthropoda; Insecta; Diptera; Calliphoridae. Gene Ontology annotation, molecular function: mRNA binding. The transcript is spliced from 12 exons. Gene Ontology annotation, cellular component: nucleus. Bases 8 to 2302 code for a protein of 764 amino acids. The record is from RefSeq and is a predicted model, not a curated record. Gene Ontology annotation, biological process: regulation of RNA splicing; mRNA processing.